GGGCAACACCUUCGCUCACUGCAUUUCCUCUACGAGCUCUCUCUUCCUACACCAAUUCAUAGAUCGGCAGAGGUCAAGUGCGCAGUCACCACAUCUCCUGCAUCCCCAUCCCUUCUCCUCUUAGUCACCAAUUGCGCUUGCCCCCGCGCAUCGUCGCCAUGUCCUCUCGUCGUCAGGAUGCAUACAAGAACAAGGGCCAGUUUAAGGCGGAUGAGCUGCGUCGAAGGAGGGAAGAAGCUCAGGUAGAGAUCAGAAAGCAGAAGAGGGAAGAGAGCAUGGCAAAGAGGAGGAACUUGGACUCGGCUGCCCUCAGCGAUGCAGAGACGGAUGAUGAGGAGGCAGUUGGAGCCAUGCUCGACACUCAGCUCUCCGACUCGCUUCCACAGAUGAUUGAGGGAGUUAUGUCCGACAACCUUGACCGACAACUCGACUGUACGACCAAGUUCAGAAAGCUCCUGUCCAAGGAGCGUAGCCCACCUAUCGACAAAGUCAUCAACUGUGGUGUCGUGCCGCGAUUCGUAGAGUUCCUUCGCAGCCCAGCAUCUCCCCUGCAGUUUGAAGCCGCUUGGGCCCUCACCAACAUCGCAUCCGGUACAUCCACCCACACCCAGGUCGUCAUCAACGAAGGAGCAGUCCCCAUCUUCAUCGAGCUCCUCUCGUCGCCCAUCUUUGACGUCCGAGAGCAAGCCGUCUGGGCGCUGGGUAACAUUGCUGGAGACAGCCCCAACUGCCGCGACUUUGUUCUUCGAGCUGGAGCCAUGCGACCUCUCUGCGCUCUUCUCAACGAGAAUCACAAGCUCAGCAUGCUUCGCAACGCCACCUGGACUCUCAGCAACUUCUGCCGAGGCAAGAACCCUCAGCCCGAGUGGGAGCUCGUGUCGCCCGCCCUCACUGUCCUUUCCAAGCUGAUCUACUCUCACGACGAUGAAGUCCUCAUUGACGCUUGCUGGGCCGUCUCCUACCUCUCGGACGGCGCCAACGAGAAGAUUCAGGCCUGCAUCGAGUCUGGCCUCUGCCGCCGCCUGGUUGACUUGCUGAACCACAAGUCGACGGCUGUACAGACGCCUGCUUUGCGCUCCGUGGGCAACAUUGUGACCGGUGACGAUCUGCAGACGCAGGUUGUCAUUGCCUCGGGCGCUCUUCCCUCUCUCCUUGCUCUCCUCUCGUCGCCCAAGGACGGCAUCAAGAAGGAGGCAUGCUGGACCAUCUCAAACAUCACUGCGGGUUCCUCGCACCAGAUUCAAGCAGUAAUCGACGCCAACAUCGUGCCUCCCCUGAUUGACAUUCUCGCUCGCGCCGACUUCAAGACGCGCAAGGAAGCCUGCUGGGCAAUCAGCAACGCAACAUCUGGCGGCCUGCAAGAGCCCAGCCAGAUCCGCUAUCUCGUUAGCCAGGGCUGCAUUAAGCCCCUGUGCGACAUCUUGAAGUCGAUGGACAAUCGUAUCAUCCAGGUGGCACUUGAUGGACUGGAGAACAUCUUGAAGGUGGGCGAAAACGACAAGGAGGCAAAUCCGGGGAGCGUCAAUCAGUAUGCGCUGCACAUCGAGGAGUGCGGAGGGAUGGUCACCAUUCACCAGCUGCAACAUCAUGAGAACUUGGAGAUCUACAAGAAGUGCUUCUUCAUCAUGGACAAGUACUUCCCGGACGAGGACGACACUGGAGCGGACACGGGCGUCGAUGCGCCUCAGGUCGAUGCGUCGGGUGCCUUUGCCUUCCAGCCUCAGAUGCAAGCCCCGAGCGGGGGCUUCAACUUCGCGUCGCAGUAGUUGCGAGGAGACGAGGCUUUUGUCGUGGGCUCGUAGAUCAGAAUAGCAGAGGGGCAGAGGUGGAGUUGUUCGAAGACGUGACGAGGCGAUGUGGGGCGAGGAGAAGCGGCUGUUGUGCGAUUGCGUUCAUGACGACAACGUUGACGAAUGUUGUUGAUGAAGAAGCUCGCAUCUUUGCCACACUUGGGCUGAGAGAAUCCC
Molecule: messenger RNA, 1967 nt
Organism: Jaminaea rosea
Lineage: Eukaryota; Fungi; Basidiomycota; Exobasidiomycetes; Microstromatales
Product: ARM repeat-containing protein
Exons: 6
Coding region: 159-1766 (535 amino acids)
Biological process (GO): NLS-bearing protein import into nucleus
Cellular component (GO): cytoplasm; nucleoplasm; nucleus
Molecular function (GO): nuclear import signal receptor activity; protein binding
Source: RefSeq, a predicted model, not a curated record